Messenger RNA from Peromyscus maniculatus bairdii (prairie deer mouse), 720 nucleotides. Lineage: Eukaryota; Metazoa; Chordata; Mammalia; Rodentia; Cricetidae. The record is from RefSeq and is a predicted model, not a curated record.
AUGAUCCUGUCGCUGAUACUCCAGCUGUUGACCUUCUUUGUGACUCCGGGAGUCAACGUGACCUUGCGGUGCCGUGCCCCCCAACCUGCCUGGCGGUUUGCACUCUUCAGAACUGGGGAUGUUACCCCCCUGUUCUUCCGGGAUGUGGCCGCGGAGCUGGCUGAGUUCUUCCUGGAGGAAGUGGCUCUGGCCCAGGGAGGCAGUUAUUACUGCCGCUAUCGCAGGACAGACUGGGGACCCGGUGUCUGGUCCCAGUCCAGCAAUGUCUUGGAACUGCUGGUGACAGAUCAGCUGCCCAGACCAACGCUGGUUGCAUUGCCUGGGCCUGUGGUAGCUCCAGGAGCCAACAUAAGCCUGCGCUGUGCAGGCCGCGUGCCGGGCAUGAGUUUUGCGCUGUACCGCGUGGGUGUGGCAACCCCUCUGCAGUACAUCGACUCUGUGUAUCCCUGGGCUGACUUCCCUCUGACGGGCGCCCAUGCUCCGGGCACCUACAGCUGUUAUUACCACACACCAUCUGCGCCCUAUGUGCUGUCACAGCGCAGCCCGCCGCUGGUCAUCAGCUCCGAAGGUUCCGGCUCCUCGGACUAUACUCAGGGAAACCUCAUUCGUUUGGGAGUGGCGGGGCUGGUCCUCAUCUGCUUGGGCAUCUUAGUUACUUUUGACUGGCAUAGCAGGAACUCCACUUUUGGUGGCCUCCUGCCUCAGCAAAACUGGGUGUAG